Maudiozyma saulgeensis is the source of this 1830-nucleotide messenger RNA. NCBI's taxonomy places the organism in Eukaryota, Fungi, Ascomycota, Saccharomycetes, Saccharomycetales, Saccharomycetaceae. The record is from the annotation of a GenBank genome assembly.
AUGUUUGACCAAUUAGCUAUAUUUACAGGUGCAGGCCAAGUGCUGUACCAAUACAAUUGUAAUGGUAGGAAAUUUGCAGAAUCACAGAUAGACGCUUUUAUCAACCAACUGAUUCUGUCUCCAGUUACCAAGAAGGACAACGUCAAUGGGAAGUACAGUGUUGUUAACGUGACAGCGACAGACAAAAAAGCUUCACGUUCUUUCUCUUCCAUGUUUUACCUAUCUAGACAACCUGAGUUAUAUUUCGUCAUUACAUACCCUGAACAGUCCCUUGAAUUGAAUAAAGAAGCAGAAGCAACAUUGGAUUUAGCUUUAGCAUUAUGGGAUUCCUUAGAGAUAGAUGUACAAGUGACUGAGAAUAUUAAAGAUAACAACGAUAUAUUAGUUGAUUUAGAUGAAGAUUUAAAUAAAUUUGACGAAUAUUUGAAGGUUAAGUAUGAAGAAUCCAUUAAGUAUAUAGCGAAGAGUAUAACAAAGGAUACAGAUGAACCUGUUGUUAAGGAUACUGCCUCCGAGAAGAAUAACAAGAAAUCAAAUAAAAAUUCUGUUAAGAAUACUACCAAUAAAGGUGGUAGAAAAUGGGGUCGUGAUGGUAUGGUAGAGGAUACCAGUAAUAUCGAUUCUUCCGCAUUAGAUUUUUCAGAAUCAUCGAAGGGUUCUGCGACAAAUACCGCUAGUAAUAGUAAUUUAGAGAAUCCAAUAGAUAAGGAUGAUUUUGGUAACAGAACAGAUAAAGGUGAUUUCUUAAUUAAAGAGAUUGAUGAUUUGUUAUCUUCCAAUGUUGAAAAUAAAAAAGAACAACAAGUGGCAGAAGGAUCAUCGAGUUAUUUAAAUUCUGCAUUUGGAUUUUUACAAAAAAAUUUAUUGGGGAACAAAACUAUUACAGAUAAGGAUUUGAAACCUGCUUUACAAAGUCUAAGAAAGAAACUUAUUAGCAAGAAUGUCGCCCCAGAGGCUGCUGAUUACUUAACUGAUCUUGUGAAAAAAGAUUUAGUGGGUUCAAAGACUGAAAGUUGGACUACAGUAGAAGACGCAGCUCGUAGUUCAUUAACAAAGGCUCUUACUCAAGUUUUGACACCAGGUGUUUCUGUAGAUCUACUACACGAAAUUCAAAAAAAGACUGGCGUUAGAACUUCAGAUAACAAAAAAAAUCCAUACGUUUUCUCUGUUGUCGGUGUAAACGGUGUUGGUAAAUCUACAAAUUUAUCAAAAUUAGCAUUCUGGUUAUUACAAAAUAAUUUCAAAGUAUUAAUUGUCGCUUGCGAUACCUUUAGGUCAGGAGCAGUUGAACAAUUAAGAGUACAUGUUGAGAAUCUUGCACAAUUAAUGGAUGAAUCACAUAUCAGGGGUUCCAAAAAUAAGAGAGGAAAAACUGGGAAUGAUUAUGUCGAAUUAUUCGAAGCAGGUUAUGGUGGUUCUGAUUUGGUUACUAAAAUCGCUAAACAAGCUAUCAAAUACGCAGGUGACGAAGAUUUUGAUAUUGUAUUAAUGGAUACUGCUGGUAGAAGACAUAAUGACGCAACUUUGAUGUCUCCGUUGAAAUCAUUUGCUGAACAAGCCAAGCCAGAUAAAAUCAUCAUGGUCGGUGAAGCGUUAGUCGGUACCGAUUCUGUGCAACAGGCCAAGAACUUUAAUGACGCUUUUGGACGAGCUAGGGAUUUGGAUUUCUUUAUCAUAUCAAAAUGUGAUACUGUUGGUGAUAUGCUUGGUGCAAUGGUAAAUAUGGUUUAUGCUACUGGUAUACCAAUAUUAUUUGUCGGUGUUGGUCAAACAUAUACAGACCUGAGAACAUUAAGUGUGAGUUGGGCUGUCAACACUUUAAUGGCAUAA